CACAGGCUGCAUGGCAACAUGUUGUCGCGCGCGUCACCAGAAGUGUAGCAAGAGGCUGUUGAGUGAACUCGGCGUCUCCACGCCGUCACCGAAUGGCAGCGCCGGCCCUUUUUCUUCCCUCUGACACUCGGUUUGUUUCCUGUACAGGUUUCAGUCGCUCUCCACCAUCGACAACAUGGCUAUACGCAGAAAAGACAGCUUCCUCUGGGGGAAAGCUCCACCGAAACUCCCCCCAGGAGAGAAGAGACAGGAUGACACCAUCAAGAUCCACAAGUUUGAGCUGCUGGAUCACAUUCAGUAAAAAUGUUGUGAUGAACAAGAGAUUCUUACGUGGAAAAAAGAAAUUCAACAUGGACCCCAAAAAGGGCGUCCGUUACCUGGUGGAAAACGAGCUGCUGGAAUGGCGAGCGGAGUCGGUGGCCGAGUUUCUUUACAAAGAGGACGGACUGAACAAGACCGCCAUCGGAAACUUCUUGGGAGAAAGAGAGGAAAUGCAUCUGCAGACCCUGAAGGCGUUUGUGGGCCUGCAUGAAUUCUCAGACCUGAAUCUGGUGCAAGCGCUGAGGCAGUUUCUGUGGAGCUUUCGUCUCCCGGGAGAAUCGCAGAAGAUUGACAGGAUGAUGGAGGCGUUUGCGACUCGCUACUGCGACUGUAACCCAGGGGUCUUCCAAUCCACAGACACGUGCUACAUCCUGUCUUUUUCCAUCAUCAUGCUCAACACGAGUCUCCACAACCCCAACGUGAAGGACAAGCCCAGUCUGCAGCGAUUCGUCUACAUGAACAGAGGAAUCAACCACGGGAAGGACCUGCCCACCGAGCUGCUCACGAAACUGUACGCGAGCAUCCGCAGCGAGCCGUUCAAAAUCCCCGUGGACGACGGGAACGACCUCACGCUGACCUUCUUCAACCCGGACCGAGAAGGCUGGCUCCUCAAGAUGGGUGGUCGAGUUAAAACCUGGAAGAGGAGGUGGUUCAUUUUGACAGACAGCUGCUUGUACUACUUUGAAUACACCACAGAUAAAGACCCCAUCGGGAUUAUUCCUCUGGAGAACCUGUGUGUCGGGAAGCUGCAAGACGCCAGCAAACCGUAUUGUCUGGAGUUGUAUAACCCCAAAGGACAAAAGAUCAAGGCGUGCAAGACGGAGAACAAAGGCCGAGUGGUGCAGGGCAAACACCAGUCCUACAAGCUCAGUGCAGCCGGCAGCGAGGAGCGCGACGCCUGGAUCGAUGCGGUCAGGGCGAGUAUCACCAAAGACCCGUUUUAUGACCUGGUGUCUCUACGAAAGAGGAAAGUCAUCAGCAACACCUCCUCAUAGUGUUUGGAUCUUGGACCACAACGUUGUUAUGGAUCAAUCAUCCGGGGAUUUUAUGCCAAGAGACCGUUCAGGAAAAAUAAAACGGAAUCGCUGUGUAAAGUGUAAAAAGAAAAGAAAAGAAAAGAGAACUUUAAUGUAAAGUCUUCAUAUCACUGCACCGACUUCAGGGACUCACAAUCCUACUGACUAACAUCUGCAACAUGCCAUCCCUGGAAUCUGAUUGGCUGCUCCUGAUGCCCCCCCCACCAGAGCCAGGUGGCUGGUGAGCGUCAUGCACGGAUUACUGAGCAGGCCAACUGGGUGCAGGUCCAGGGGCCUUAACCUCUGCCUCAAGUGGCUGUUAAAAUUUGCGUUAGGAAAGAAGUGCAAAACCACCCCAAAAUGACUAGAAAGAGACGUAAAACACCGACAAAGAUGCACAGAAGGACUAAAACAAGAUUUAAAAUGACCACAGAGACAGAAAACUUCCACAAAGACAAGACAAAUGACCAAAACAAGACUCAGAAUGACCAUAAAGAGGCUAAAAAUGACUAAAACAAGAUUUAAAAUGACCACAAAGAGGCUCAAAAUGACUUAAAGACACACAACUACUACGAAGGAGGAGCAGCCCGUCAUUCAUUCAGUCUGGGGGUCCAAUGUCUCAUCAUCUGUCCGUGACUAUUUAUUGAUAUUAUCUCAUAUUAGAAUAUGUCUGCAUUCAUUCAUAACCGGGGCUUUAAAUUUAAGCCUCAAAACAUGUUUUAUUAUACAUUUUUCUCUCUUGGUUUGUGAUUUUUUUCCCUUUCCUGUAAACGUGUGGCUUUCCUCCUUCAUGGAUAUCAGAUUUGUACCUUUUAAUGCUCAAAUUGUUGUACAUAAAGAGAAAAAAAGUCUUUCAAUUAACUUAUGAAUACAAAAUACUUUGGAGUUGUACAGUAUAUUUCUUUCUAGCUUGAACAUAUUUUUAAUGACUGCAUUUAUAAUAUAAUGACUGUAAACGGAUGGAAGACUCAAACUACGUGUACAUUAAACUGGUUUAUUGUC
Cyclopterus lumpus (lumpfish) is the source of this 2339-nucleotide messenger RNA. RefSeq names its product cytohesin-4-like. NCBI's taxonomy places the organism in Eukaryota, Metazoa, Chordata, Actinopteri, Perciformes, Cyclopteridae. The record is from RefSeq and is a predicted model, not a curated record. The transcript has 12 exons. Gene Ontology annotation, biological process: regulation of ARF protein signal transduction. Bases 93 to 1316 code for a protein of 407 amino acids. Gene Ontology annotation, molecular function: guanyl-nucleotide exchange factor activity.